This is a messenger RNA of Momordica charantia (bitter melon), 627 nucleotides long. RefSeq names its product putative germin-like protein 9-2. Gene Ontology annotation, molecular function: manganese ion binding. The record is from RefSeq and is a predicted model, not a curated record. Lineage: Eukaryota; Viridiplantae; Streptophyta; Magnoliopsida; Cucurbitales; Cucurbitaceae.
AUGGGCCGCAGAAGUUUCCUGAAAAUGGUAGCAUUUGUUUCGUUUCUAUUGACAGUUUUUGGAAGUGACCCAGAUAUCAUUUCAGACUUCAUUUUCUUACCAGCCCUAAAUGGUACCACCAAUGUUACUGCCGACUUCUUCGCAUUUAAAGGGCUGCGUGAAGUGUUCCAAAGCGAGGAGCCACAAAAAUUCAAGGCCACGAAGGUGACAGUGGCGGAGUUUCCGGCGCUGCUAGGGCAGAGCGUGUCGGCGGCGGUGCUGGAAUAUCCGGCCGGCAGCGUGAAUCCGCCGCACACCCACCCGCGCUCGGCGGAGCUUCUGUUCGUUUUACAAGGCAGCCUCACCGUGGGCUUCGUGGACACCAAGAAUCAGCUCUUCUCUCAAUCCCUCCAAGUCGGCGACCUCUUCGUCUUCCCCAAGGGAUUGGUCCACUUUCAGUUCAAUUCCGACUCCUCCGCCGUCGCCGCCACCGCUGUCUCCGCCUUCGCCAGCGCCAACCCCGGCACCGUCUCCCUCCCGGCCACGGUGUUCGCCGAUGGAAUUGACGACAAUGUCCUCGCCAAGUCCUUCAACACUGACGUCGCUACUAUUCAGAAAAUCAAGGCCGGUAUUGCUGCACCUCAUUAG